Onychostoma macrolepis is the source of this 2859-nucleotide messenger RNA. RefSeq lists its product as uncharacterized. Bases 248 to 862 code for a protein of 204 amino acids. Lineage: Eukaryota; Metazoa; Chordata; Actinopteri; Cypriniformes; Cyprinidae. The record is from RefSeq and is a predicted model, not a curated record. The transcript is spliced from 2 exons.
GGACACCAUCCCCCAGCACUGAGAUCAGUGAAGAAGAUGUGCGCCAGGCCCAGACGGUGUGACACCAGCCUGUCUGAAAACCUGUGCUGACCAGCUGGCCCCCACCUUCACACAGAUCUUCAACAGAUCUCUGGAGUUGUGUGAAGUCCCUUCUUGCUUCAAACGCUCCACCAUCAUCCCUGUUCCAAAGAAACCCAAGAUAACAGGACUUAAUGACUACAGACCUGUGGCUCUAACGUCUGUUGUCAUGAAGUCAUUUGAAAAACUGGUUCUGGCUUAUCUGAAGGACAUCACUGGACCCUUACUGGACCCCCUGCAGUUUGCUUACCGAGCAAACAGGUCCGUGGAUGAUGCAGUCAACAUGGGACUGCAUUACAUCCUGCAACACCUGGACAAAUCAGGGUCUUAUGUGAGGAUCCUGUUUGUGGACUUUAGUUCGGCCUUCAACACCAUCAUCCCUACACUCCUCCAGACCAAACUAACCCAGCUCUCCAUCCGUAGCUCUAUCUGUCAGUGGAUCACCAGCUUUCUGACAGACAGGCAGCAGCUAGUGAGACUGGGGAGAUUCAUGUCAAACAGCCGCUCCACCAACACUGGUGCCCCUCAGAGAUGUGUUCUCUCCCCACUACUCUUCUCACUCUACACCAACGACUGCACCUCUAAAGACCCCUCUGUCAAGCUCCUGAAGUUUGCAGACGACACCACACUCAUCGGCCUCAUUCAGGACGGUGACGAGUCUGCCUACAGACAUGAGGUUAGAGAGCUGGCUGUCUGGUGCAGUAUAAACAACCUGGAGCUCAACACGCUCAAAACUGUGGAGAUGAUCAUGGACUUCAGGAGAAACCCCCACUCACCAUCAUGAACAGCACUGUGACUGCAGUGGAGACAUUUAAGUUCCUGGGAUCCAUCAUCUCUCAGGACCUGAAUUGGGACACUUACAUCAACUCCAUUGUAAAAAAAAAAGCCCAACAAAGGUUGUACUUCCUUCGCCAGCAGAGGAAGUUUAACCUGCCACAGGAGCUGCUGAAACAGUUCUACUCAGUCGUCAUUGAAUCUGUCCUGUGCACUUCAAUAACUGUCUGGUUUGGCUCAGCUACAAAAUCAGGGAUCAGAAGACUACAGAGAAAGGUUCGGACUGCUCAACGGAUUAUCGGUGCCCCCCUGCCCACCCUUCAAGAACUGUAUACAUCCAGAGUGAGGAAAAGGGCUCAGAAAAUCUCUCUGGAUCCUCACAUCCAAGUCAUCCCCUUUUUGAAUCUGGCCGGCGCUACAGAGCCCCAGUUACCAAGACAGCCAGGCACAAGAACAGUUUGUUCCCCCAGGCAAUCCCAUUAUGCAAUAACAAUGUGCAAUAACCUUCUUUAUUUGCGACCACCUCCAUCCUAGUACAUCCCUGCAUCUCCUUCUAUUCUAUCCCAUUCUGUCAUCUAUAGCACAACUGUACAUACAAUCAUUUGUUACAAAUGAUUUUUUUUUUCAUUUUUUUGUUUAUUUAUGUGUAUUUUUUAUUCUCAUCUUAUUUUUAUUGUCUGUGUCGUUGUUGUCUCUGUAAACUGGAAGCUUAUGACACUAAAACAAAUUCCUUGUAUGCGCAAGCAUACUUGGCAAUAAACGCUCUUUCUGAUUCUGACACCAUCCUAGACCGCAAUCCCACGUGAAGCUGUACAGAGACCCUCCGUCGCCCUCCCAUCCAGUAGGUCUUCCCUUCAGCGGGAGUCUCGGUCCAGUACGAGUGCUUCAUCGGGCACUGAGAGGAGCGCAUCCAGGUAUCCAUUUGAGACAUAAUCCGAUGUGAAUUGCAAUGAAGGGAAUUGUCUCUCCGCUUCUCCGUGUCCACCUUCUGCUUGUUCUAAUCCCUGAUUGCAGUCCCUGAUCCAGUGUGAAGAGGAAUGAAGGUAAGAAAAUACUUGAGCGCUAGAGUUCCAUAAGCUUAUGUAGGGGUUCUGCUUGUGACGUCACAAUGAAGAAUUUAGAACAUUACUGGACUCAGUCAAGAGUCACGUGACGUCGAUCAGAGCGAGAGUUUGAGGUUGUUUUUCUAGUUUAUGUGAUGGUAACUCUCGAAGUGUGUAAAAAUAUUUUUGUAAACCACGGAAGGAUUUUGCCUGUUUUUCAUGUUUAGUGUUUUUUUUUAUAUUUUAAGUUAUUAAAACUAAUUUACCACUGUAAAAACGUUUCUAUUAGCUAUCACAACUUACAUUUUAGCUUUUAUUUGAGAUAUCUUUAAUAAGUUAACUAAACUUAUUUUAAUUCAAGCAUGAAUACUUUAAGUUGAAACAGUGUAUUAUUAUUCUAUUGUUGAAUUUUAAGUUGUGAAAACUACUCACAGCAAUCAUUUUUUAUACAGGGAGGUUAGUUUUAGGUUAUUUAGUUCUUUAUUAAAGGAUUUGAGGUUUCUUUGUAUUUUUAAUCUUCCCCAUCUCUAAAAACUAUUACUUGUAACUCUUUACAAUAGCAAAGAGUAAGAAUACAAAAUCUGAGAUAACCUGAUUGCAGACACCAGGGUUGUAAAGUGAAAAAUCACUCAGAAACAUGAACAUAAUGUUGCUCUUAAAUGAGUUUCAUUAUAAACAAUGUUUUUUUUUUUUUUAUAAUUAUUGCAUGCAGAUUUCAAAAUCUUAAUUCUUAGUCUACAUGGAAUAUAUGCUUUAUGUGAAAAAAAGGUGAAAUUAUGACCAUAUCAAAAAUGGCAAAGAAUCGAUACAUUGCUAAAAACAAUUUUUUUAAAUGAACCGGUUUAAAAUGAUGCUCUCAACCAAAGAACAUUUGGUUGAGAGCAUCUCUGACUCGAAUGUGUGAAAAUAGAAAUAUUUUGAAACUAAUAAAAAUGGCAAAAGCACACAGAAUUACUAAAACUAA